AUGGCUGCCUUCAACUACCUAAGUGUACGUACCAUCUUCAUACAUGUCAGCAGGCACGCGCUGGCCACAAAAAAAGAGAGCGAUCCUAUGGAGAGUACCAUCGAGACAGGAAGGCUUAGUGGCAACAUGAAGACAGUGCACAGGCGAAGCGACUCAGGUCUUUUCCCGGAGUUGCGACUUGAGAUCGGGUCGGGCUCCUCCUCGCCCAGCGGAUCGCCCUCGUCGCGUCCGCCCUCGGCGUCUUCGCCCAUGCCCCAGCCAAUCCAGCAGAUUGGCGACCUUCGUGAGGACGUUUUCAAGACGUUCUCCAAGGGCUGGCCCUCCUGGAACGGCCCUGACCCCCGCGAGCCCAAGUUCACCAUCCGGCUUGCGAAGCAGCUGCGGGAAGAGGCUGCGCGCCAGCAUUUUGUGGAAGACCCCGCCAAGAUCAUUCACACUGUGCGGGCCGGCUCGCAGAGAAGCUCUUCCGCGAAGUCCGCUGAAGCUUGGGAAAGCCUGGAGGGCGCACUGGUGCAGCUGGUCUAUUCCUCCAACUUGAUCGAGUCCGCUGGGAAUAGCCUGCGAGUGACCAUCAAUCUUUGCCAGGCUGUGUUCCGCGGUGAGGCGCACGUGAUCCGGUCGCGCCGCGAGAUUGUGCAACACGCACAAGCCUUGACCUUCAUCAUUGAUCAUACCGUGAUGAACAAGGAGCCGUGGUCCGAGGCGCUAAUCCUCGAAGCACAUCGCAUCCUCUAUACCAGCCUCGACUCGGACGUCGAAGCCGGAAAGUACCGCACCUACAAGGUAGCCGUCAAAUACGAAAAGCCUGGCCAGCAACGGGCCAAGGCAAGCCAGUACAUGCGAGCGAAGGUCGUCCCAAAAUACAUGAAGGAAAUGGUCGAGAAUCUUAACCAGGACAUGCAAGAGGCAGAGAAGACUGGCAGUAUCGACCCCUAUACGCUCGCCGCUCACUACCACCAUCAAUUCGUCAACAUCCACCCGUUCGGCGACGGCAACGGCCGGAUGUCGCGGAUCAUCCUCAAUGCGAUCCUGCUUCGUUACGCCGGCCACGUGGCAGAGAUCGGCCUUGACGACAAUGAGCGGGAUGAGUACCUGCGGAUUGCAACCCGAGCGUCCAAAGUUUUCCAUGCCGAGAACAUGGAAAUCGACUUUCACCAGCACACCCGCCAUUUUGAAUUGGCCAAGUUCGUUCUCACCAAGUCGAAAAGGAAUCUAGAGAGAUUGUGGAACUGGGCAACCAGUACGAAUGACGGAGAUGAGGCAUAA
This is a messenger RNA of Chaetomium strumarium, 1266 nucleotides long. RefSeq names its product fido domain-containing protein. NCBI's taxonomy places the organism in Eukaryota, Fungi, Ascomycota, Sordariomycetes, Sordariales, Chaetomiaceae. The transcript has 7 exons. The record is from RefSeq and is a predicted model, not a curated record. The coding region runs from base 1 to 1266 and encodes 421 amino acids.